Xiphophorus maculatus (southern platyfish) is the source of this 5109-nucleotide messenger RNA. It is a transcript of the gene ppp1r16a, whose product is annotated as protein phosphatase 1 regulatory subunit 16A. The transcript has 11 exons. Gene Ontology annotation, molecular function: enzyme inhibitor activity; phosphatase regulator activity; protein binding. The record is from RefSeq and is a predicted model, not a curated record. Gene Ontology annotation, cellular component: cytoplasm. Bases 897 to 2603 code for a protein of 568 amino acids. Lineage: Eukaryota; Metazoa; Chordata; Actinopteri; Cyprinodontiformes; Poeciliidae.
GGUGCAGGUCAGGUUGUUAUGGUGAGGCAUUUCCCCUGAGGGCUGGCAGGCAGGAGCUGGAGCGGUGGACAGCAGCUGACUCGGUUUUCACAGCCGCAAAGCUGAACAGGAGCCGCCGCCGCCGCUGCUGACAGCCACCUCAACAGACUGGAUCACAAAGGAGCAGCUAACUACAGCCUCUCUACUGUCAACACUUCACCUGAAGAAUGUUCAUCAACAAGAAAAAGCCAUGCAGUGUUUACUGAGCACCUCAAUUGGAUUUAUGAAAUAAUCUGGUACUGGAGAGGACAUGGUCUGAAUCCUGCAUCUGUUGUCAGUGAGCGUCCCAGUUCUGUCUGCAUAAUGCACAUGUUUGUUCAUCGCCAGUGGAUUCUGACAUCACCGCCCCCUGUUGAGUCCAGUUCUUGGACAUUAUCAGCCCCAAAUUAAACCCUUUGGGGAAGAGAGCGAGUCCACAAAGCUGAGAGUUUGUGUUCCAUCUCUCUUCUCUUUUUGUCUCCUUGAUUGUAUUAUUGCAAGAUCAUUUACAGGUGAAAUGGAAAGGACUGAAAGUUUGCAGAAGCUAGCACUUUUUCCUUUCGGUAAUAAGUCAACAGCAUUUCAUUUUGGUCCAAUAAAAGUUUUUAUAUAAAACAUUGAUAAAAACCCCAAUUGUAAUCAUGGAGAUAUUUAGAGAAAAAGCAACUUGACUUAAUUUAUUUUUCAUCACUUCCUUUUUUUGUAAUUUAUUUAUUUAUGUACUAAAAAUCUAACCCCUUUUUUAUGUUCUGCUAAACAUUGUGAUGUAGUUCUUUGACCUAAGAGAAGACUAAUACAAAGUUUUGAAAUCACUAAAAGAAACUAAUCUCGGAGAACGAGCCGAACACAGGCACGAAAUAGCCAGAACCCUGGUCGCCAUGGCAGCAGACCACGGCGAACUGCUGGCUGAGAUGGCCACGGUCGGGCGUCUGAGUGCCACGGAGCGCCUGAAGCACGCCCAGAAACGCCGCGCCCAGCAGCUGAAGGCGUGGGCGCAGAUGGAAAAGGACGCGUCCCGAGGAUCCAGGGCCAAAGCGGACAAGAAGAAGAAACGCACUACAAAAGUAAAGUUUCCCAACUCUAUCACGUUGCUGGAAGCAGCGGCCCGCAAUGACGUUGAGGAGGUGAGAGAGCUGCUCAACAGCGGUGUCAGCCCAGAUCUGGUCAAUGAGGACGGACUGACAGCCCUGCAUCAGUGCUGCAUUGACGACUUUGUGGAGAUAGUUCAGUGCCUGCUAGAUGCUGGUGCCUCUGUGAACGCCUGCGACAGUGAGCUGUGGACGCCGCUGCACGCUGCUGCCACCUGUGGACACACUGGACUAGUGCAGCUCCUCGUUCAGGCUGGAGCCAACCUGCUGGCCGUCAACGCAGACGGCAACAUGGCCUAUGACCUCUGUGAGGAUGAGGCUACGCUGGAGCUGCUAGAGAUGGUUAUGGCUGAGCAGGGGAUAACUCAGAAGCGGAUAGAUGAAUGCAGAGGAGCGAAAGAGCUGGCCAUGCUUGCUGACGUGGAGGCUUUGAUUAACACCGGAGCAGAUUUAAGUGCACAAGACAACAAUGGGGCGACGCUGCUCCACAUAGCAUCUGCCAAUGGCUACAUGUCUGUAGCAGAGCUGCUAGUCGACCAAAGGGCUCAGCUGGAGCUGAAAGACUCUGACGGAUGGACGCCGCUUCACGCUGCCGCCUGCUGGGGACAGAUCCAAGUGGUGGAGCUGCUGGUGGCUCACGGAGCCAAUCUGAACUCCAAGUCUGUUUUAGAUGAGACGCCGCUCGAUGUGUGUAUUGAUGAGGAGGUCAGAGCCAAACUGACGGACUUGAAGAACAAACACGACGCCAUCAUGAAAAGUCAGGACAAGCAGAAGGGCACGCUGCAAAGACGAGUGUCCAGCACUGGAAGCAGAGGGAAGGUUGUGCGUCGGGUCAGCGUGAAUGAACGCUCCAGUCUGUACCGCCGGGAGCACCACAGGGAGGCCAUCGUCUGGCAGGAGCCGGCGACCACACCUGAACCGCAGGACGACGACGAGGACAGACAGACUGACAUUGAGCUGCUUCAGCAUGCUCACAUGGUCGCUACCGGAGCAGCAACGACACGCUUGGAGGAACUGGAGGUUGCCGACAGAAAGAUCGCGUCAUCUAGCGUGGGGAACGGGGAGACGUCCGUGUCUCUGGCUUCCUCUGUGCCUGGCGAGCUGUGGAGCGGCGGGGGCCGCAUGGAUCGCAGCGGCACCUACGAGCUCAGUCCUGCGUCCGGGCAAGCGGAGGGCGAGGGCGCGGACAGCAUGACUCGGGAGAAAUCGCACCACACCCUGGCCGACCUGAAGCGCCAGCGCGCGGCUGCCAAGCUCAAUAAGUAUCCUGCACCUCCUCCCCCGCUGCCCUCCACCGCCGAGGUGGAGGAGCCUCCUGUCGCCGCGACGACCCCUCAGCCUCAACCACAAAUCCAAACGAUCCCGACUCCAGAGCAGUCGUCGUCUCCCAGUCAGGUGUUCUUCACCCCAGCCAGCGGAGAUCCUCCCUUGCUGAAACUGCGGGCCCCUGAGGAGGAGCAGACCAACAACAAGGAGCCAUGCUGUGGUCUCAUGUAGCUGCGCUCUGCUGCCUGCAGGGGGCAGAAGCACUCCAAAGUGACAAAACACAUUUAAAAACAGACUUGAUUGCAAUGCAUCACUGAAGACUGUCAGUUUAGGCCUCAUGCAAUCUGAUCUCACAACAGAACGUGUAAUGACUACGUUGGUUUAGAAAUUCAAUACGUAGAUUCUCUAAAAGUAAUAAACCACAGAGAUAAAGCUUCUGACUCACUAAGGAAUUAAAGUGCCUUGCAAAAUUAUUUACUACAUUUUUUUUUUUCAUCUUUUAUCAAACCACAAACUUUACUAUAUUUUAUGGGGAUUUCAUCUGAUGUCCACUACCUUGUGUUGGCCUAACUAUGUAGUGGAUAGAAAAGGAGAAAUGGUUGCCAAUGUUUCAUUUUUUUCUUUAUUAUAUACAAAUGCAGAUCUGACCUUUGGCUCAUAUUUGUACACUUUGUAGAACCAGCUUUUGCUGUUGUUGCCGCUUUUAUCUCUUACCAGCUUUGCUCAUCUAGAGAUUAGUCUUUUUCACAUUUUUCAUUACGAAUUAGCUCGAGUUCAGUUAUUCUGACACAUGCAGAUGCUUUUUCGGAGUUACUGGUUUGUUGCUCUGGCUGUGUGUUCAGAAGUUGAUUUUCGACCUCAGACUCGGGUUUCAUGGCAUUGAUAUAUAUGUAUAUAUAUAUAUUUUUUCCCACAUUUUUCUGUGUUUAGGCUCGUUCAUCUCCCCAUCAAUCUGACCAGCUUUUCUAUCCCGGCUGACAAAAACUAUCCCCAAAGCAUUAUGCUGCCACCACUAUGUGUCAUGUUAGUGGUGGCACUAACAUGACACAUGUUAGUGCCAUGUCCAAAAUUCAAGGACAUUCUUUCAAUAACAGUUUCUUACCAGUCUUUCAUAAAAGAAAAGAUUAGUUGAGAGCACCACUUACAGCUGCCUUGUCAACAGAUUCUCCCAACUUCAUCUUCAUGAUGCUGUUUCUUAUCUAAUAUUCUCUUAUUAAGUCCCAUUAUUCAACAGGUGACUGAAAGCACUUGGCUGCACUGAAUUUUGUGUAAGGCUAUUAGAUUAAAAGCAGCUGAGCACAAAAUCACACCACACUUUAUUUGUACACACAUUAAAGACGUUCAUCGUUUUCAUUCAGUUUCUGUUGUAAAUCACAUAAAAUCCUAUCAAAAUGCAUUUGUUUGUGGUUUUAAUGUGACAAAAUGUUAACAGGUUUAAGUACCUUUGUAGGGCGCCGGACAAGGCUUUAAUAAAUGGUGACAGUAUCAACGGUAGUUGGCCAAAACUACUGUAAUAUGUGAUGUAAAAACUCAUUGGUGGGCGCUUUUCACCAUAUUUUAAUCCCCCUCCCCCCAUUUGUUUGUGCUUUCUUAAAUACUUUACCCUCAUUCAUAAAUAAUUGGGAAAGGAGAAUUAAAGUACAUCUUUAAAAUCAUGAUUUGGUUUACAUUUUAGUUUGAGAUACUCGCAUAUAGUCUACUUCUACUUCUAAACAUGUUUGCACUGUUAAGCAUUAAACACAGUUUAAUGCCCAUCAUGCCUAAUGGCCUAAUGUCCCACCAGGCCAUGCACGGCUACAGCCUGGCCUGGUGACACAUUUCCUUCUCAGAUUUUUAUUCCAAAACAUUCGAAAUACGGAGGAACGUUCUCAUUGCACGUUGUCUGGUGAGACUGGGCUGCCCCGUGCCAAUAGUGGUUUGAUGUCCAGUUUGUUUAGUUCACCCAUGUUUCUUCUUCUCCAGUCACCUACACACUCCAGCUUUGCCCCCUGCUGGGAGGCAAUCAUUUCUGUUGAAUGUAACGUUUUCACUUGAGCUCAGGAGAACUCCAGUGUCCAGUUUGCCUAGAAAUGUGAGUCGGCAUGAACAUGAAGUUGUCUACUUCAUCUAAUAAUUUCUCUUGAUACGGAAAGAGGUUUUCUUUAAUGUAUGUGGAUACAUUAAAGAGUUUUUUUUUUAUGUUUGGAUUUCUGAAUGAUUUACAGCUUUGUAUUUUGAAUUUAGAAAAAUGUUUGUUCUUUACCAUUCAAAAAAUGUACACUUCAAUAUUGUAAUGGCGCAAUUUGUACAUUUAUUUUCCUUUGAUAUGAAAUUAUUUCUCUUUAAAUCAAUGUACAAUUUACAUUUGUCAAAACCUGAUCUCCGUUCUUCUGUCAGUAUUUGUUUUUCUACUCUCAGAAUUGAAUCACAUUUAUUUAUUUGUCUUACUUUGGAGGGGGGGAAAAGAACAUCUUUAAAAGAUGACAUGAAGGAAAAACUGAAAGAAAAAUAUUUUUGCAUUCACAUAAUGAUCAAAGAGUUAUUUAAUUGUCACAUUGAUAAUCAGAGUUCUGUGCCUUCAUUUUGUGGCUGGUUUUAACAUUGGAUUGCAAUUGGUGCACAAUGACCCACAAAUGACGUCGGUGAGCUUUGAGAUGAAAUGUGAUGGACUUGAACAUUUUAAUGUACUGCGUUUACUGUAAAACAUCACUGUUUUAUUUUUAUUGAUUCCUGUUGGGGAAAUAAAGACUUAAAUACA